AUGGCGAAAGAGUUGUCCAUGAACAGGCUUUUCAUAGAAGAGAGUGUCCAAAAGGUUCAUAAAGGAAGGUGUUGGGGCCCGCGGCAGGGGGCGGGGUUGCGCCUCCUCCGCGGCUCUGGUUCCAGUGGAGCUUCAAGGACGCAGAGAUGGGAAUAUCCCAGGCUGCUCUCGGCUUGCGGCACCCGACAAGAUGGCGGCGGCGGCGGCGGCGGCGGCGAUGACUUCUUUCUGGUGCUGCUGGACCCGCUCAUCUCUUUGCCGGAGGAUGUGAGGUGGUGGUACAGUGGGAGCUAUUCUGACAUGGCCACUGGAAGUUGUGAAAACAUGGCUGCAGUCAUCUUCUGUGGCGCUUUCUACCUCUGAAGUUCAACUGAUCCUCGCUGGAGCCAGUGUCAAUUGAGUAGUGUCUCCUGGACCUCUCCAUUGUCUAAAGUGAGAGCACAGCAUUCAUGAAUUUUUUGUUGCUGAUUUACCUUAAUGAUGGCCAUGGUUUUUUUUUUUCUUUUUUUGUAUUCUGCCAUAUUUUUUAAAGUUUUUUACAAAGUUGAUGACAGAAUCACUCUCAUAUAUUCAUUAGAAACAGUAAUUCCUAAUGGAGAGGAAGAGUAAGUUGGAUAAUAUAAAAUAUUAUGUCCAAAUCAUGUGUAUUUAAAAUAUUUUUCUACGUUUAUCCAAUGGAUUUAUUUUCUAAAGAUAUAGGUAUUUUGUUUUAGAUUAUGAAUUCACGUAUUUUGGAAAUCUGAUAGUGUUAGAUGCUAACUCUUUGUGUGUAUUUUUAAUUUUCCAAGUACUCACACAGGUAAGUACAUCCAAUUCAUGGCAGCCUGAUUUUUAUAUAAAUAUAACUAAGAUUGAAAGCAGAGUUCUACUGAUUUUAAAAUAUAAUUCAGUGUUUGGUAUUUCUUGGUGGUUUAAAAAAGAUGUGUUUUUACAUUUUACUGUACAUCAUUAUGUUGCAAAUUAGAUUUGAAAUUUCAAAGCUAUUGAAAUUGGGUUUUACAUGUUUAAACAUAGGUAUGUAACUGAAUUUCUGUAUUAUCAGCUCACUUGGGAUAUAAUCUAUUUGGGCUUAGUUCAGUAGUGUUUACUUUGUAGUAGCAAGUAAACUCAUACUGUGUAUUUACCUUCACUGCUAAAAGAUUUCAUCACUCUUUUCUUUUUUCAAACUUAGCUAAGUACAUGUGUAGGGAGAGUAAAAUUGUUAACAAUUUUGGGUUAAGAUUCCACAGUUACAGACAAAUACUUCAAUCUGAUUAAUAGUAGAGUCUUUUAAUAUCAUGAUUUUUGGCAUUACCACUGAUUACCUCUCCUUAAAAUUCCUCCUUGACUUUUGUGACAAUGCUAUAUAUUUUAUUCCAUUUUCAAGUAGUUUUGCCUUCUCUGGCUUUCCUCAGAGGAAGUGUAGGAAUCCCUCUGGGCCCUAUUUUAAUUCCUCAGUUUUUCAGGCCCUGUUAUAUAAGAGUCCGUUUGACGUUUCACCUGUCAUCAAUAUCCAGAUGACUUCCAAGCCUGCGUUCUCUCACUUUAACCUCUCUUCACUCUUAAUCCCCUUUUUUCCCCUAGUCUGGGGCUCUGUCCUAAUCAAUCUGUUUCAUGGCUUCUUCCUUUUUUCCCAACAUCUCUAUUGAGAGAUAAUUUACAUACCAUAAAAUUCACCCAUUUAAAGUGUAAAUUCGAUUGUUUUUAGUAUAUUCACAGCGUUGUGCAAACCAUCACCACACUUGGAAUUUAUAACAUAUUCAUCAUCACCACAAAAAGAAACCCUUUCCUGCUAGCAGUCACUCUUAUUUUCUUCUUUUUCUCUCCCCUUAGCCCUAGGUAACAACUACUAAUCUACUUUCUGUCAUUAAGGAUUUGCAUAUUCAGGGUAUUUUAUAUAAAUGGAAUUAUAUAGUAUGUGGUCUUUUGUGACUGAUUUCUUUCACUGAUUUCUUUAGCAUGUUUUCAAGGUUCAUCUAUGUUGUAACAAGCGUCUUUUUAUUAACAAAUAUUCCAUUGUGUAGGUAUGUACCACAUUUUUUUAUCCACCCAUUGGUUGAUGGACAUUUGCGUUGUCUCCCCUUUUGGGGUGUUAUGAAUAAUGCCAUUAUAGGAACAUACAUUUUCUUUUUCUUGGGGAUAUAGUGUAUUCGGAGUGGAAUUGCUGGGUCAUAUGGUGACUUUUUAACAUUUAACACUUUGGGGAACUGCCAAGCCAUUUUCCAAAGUGGAUACAUCAUUUUACAUUCCCACCACCAAUGUAUGAGAUUUCUAGUUCCUUGCCAAAAAGUAAAAUAAAAUAUAAAAUAAAAUAAAAAUCCUCACCAACCUUGUUUUACUCCAUUUGUCUUUUUGAUUGUAGCCAUCCUUGUGGGUAUGAAGUAUUUCAUGGCCUCUUAACCAGGAACUUUGGGAAUCCUCCCUCCCAAAUUCCCUCUUCUGUUAGUUUCUUAGGAGCUCAUCGACGAACUUCAGGAGGCUUAUAAGUUAGGUGAAAUUGUAUGCAAAAUUGUGAGUGUUUGCAAAUAUGUAUUUAUUUAUUUUUUUAAAUAAACUCAAAGGGGUUUAUAACACAAAGGGGUAGCAAACACUGAAAUUUGCAACACGUGCUGUACAACUUGUCAUUCUUAAUUCUGCUUCUGUCUAACCUAGUUUUUAUCAAAAGUGCUUCCAUAUCAUCUGUGUCAGCCAUCUGGCAGCAUGGUAAAAAAUGCAAAUUGCUGGGCACUGUCCUACACUUAUUGAAUCAGAGUACUCUGAGGGUGGGAUCUAAGAAAUUUACAUUUUGAACAAAUGCUCCGAUAAUACUGAUUAUAAUUAAGAUUUAUCAAGUGCUUACGGUGGGUCGGGUACUCUUUUAAGCUCUUGUUUCUAAAUUAACCCACUUAUUCCUCAUAGUAACCACCACCCUACCCCUCACCCCUCCAAAAAAGUACUGUUUUUCUCUAUUCACUGCUGAUGAAAAAUAAGGAUUAGAGAAAAGUCACAACUUCAUGUUCUUACAACUAAUCAUUACCAAAAUUGGGCUUUAUAUUGAGAAGUCUGCCCCUACAAUUCAAGCCCUUAAUUAACCAUUAAGCUUAGCUACCUUUCAAGCGAUCAUUCUUAAGCAUAUAGAUGUUUCAGAACCACUGGCCUCAUCUAUUAACUCUGAAUUAAAAUACCUACAUACUUCCUCUAUCUGUUUCUUACUCCAAAAUUUCUUUUAAUAAAUCACCUUCAGAAAGCCUUCCAUGAGUUAGGCAUGCUUCUGUUCCUUUCCCCGCAUGAUGUGUGUGUGUGUGUGUGUGUGUGUGGGUGUGGGUGUGGGUGUGUGGGUGUG
Messenger RNA from Cervus elaphus (red deer), 3301 nucleotides. Its product is annotated as zinc finger X-linked protein ZXDB-like. The transcript is spliced from 3 exons. The record is from RefSeq and is a predicted model, not a curated record. NCBI's taxonomy places the organism in Eukaryota, Metazoa, Chordata, Mammalia, Artiodactyla, Cervidae. Bases 1 to 363 code for a protein of 120 amino acids.